UAUGCCAGGCCCACUUACAGUUUCUCAUAUUUGUCUGUACACUUAUCGACCGGUCGGGCUGUUCUUCUGACGCGGCUGCCAUUGUCCCCGUCCGCGCCGCCAGGUCGCCGGGCUGCAGCAAUGUAUCAGGCCCGCUUUGAAUCAAACGUGACCCACAUUGCUGCCAGCGUUUGCCCGUAUAUCCUGCCAGACGAUCAUGAUCGAUUCUUAUAGGGCUCUUGUCAAACGCUGUUAGGAGCCAAAUAUCUGCAACUGCAGUACAGUCAUUGCUUUUAACAUUAAAUGAGCGUAUACGGAUGUAAUAAAAAGGACUAUGCAAGGUGACUUAUUGUGGCUGACCCCGAGAGCCGUUGUCUGAGAGAGAUGGAGAGAGAGAUGGAGAGAGAGAUGGAGAGAGAGAGAGAUGGAGAGACGGGGGCAAUAUUGAAUCUUUUUCUGCGAUUAAAACAUUUUUAGCUUUCACGACGAUCAUAUUUGAUCUACUGCCCACCACAGCUCUGUUCUGAGAUGUUACAGAUUUAUCAAAAUAAACUUUUAAAUUAUCAGGAGCCACUGGUACCAACAUGAUUUAAAAUAACGGGGAGUGAACGGUACGCGAUGGAUUACCUUAAGGCAAAAGGAGCUUUCAGUUUGACACUCAGAAUAAGACACUUUUUUAAUGUAAUUAUGGAUCUUUUGGUAGCAAGGGAAUGGAGUGCGUAAAUAUUCAUUUGUACACACAUGGGUUUAUGAGGUUGAAAGUGACUUUGUAGUCUGAGCUUUGCCAAGUAAACAUUUUCCGUAUUUAUUAUUCCUGUUGUGUUUAAAAAUAAACAAAACAAACCCGUUAGGUAAGGCGGACAAAGCCAGGGCAAAGGAAAAUAAUAAUAAAAAAGUUACAAUUAAGCUAUUAAACGGGGUUAUCAAUAUAUAUUAACAUCCUUAGUUAAACUUCAGAUCCCAGAUGCUCAACAAACUUGAGAAAACCAAAAUAUUCUCCACACGUCGCCAGAUGUAAAUGUGGGACAGUAGAAGGACCUACUUUUCGAGCCGAUAAGUUGAUUCACCUAUGGGGAAUUAAUUCAUAAUAAAUAAGACCCACUUACAAAUAUAGGAUAUUUUGACCUCCCAGACAGAGGAUGUCGGACAGUACCGUUUGAAUUCUUUAAAUGUCGCGUAUUAGGCUUUAUAGAUGGGAAUGUAUUACUUCAAUAUAGCCUAAUAACUUGUACUGUUGCAUAUUCCAUAUUAUCUUUCCCGUGUCUCCCAAUGCAACCUUUUGAUACUAAAGUGAAUAAUACAGCGAAACAGAAAUAUAUUUUAAAUUCCGCUGUAUAAAGUUUCAGAUUCUGUUUCCCGUUGCAACAAAAUCUUAUGGGCUUUCAUUGGAGUUUCUAACUUUUGAACUGAUCUCACCAGAACACUGCAUGGCUUAAAGCGGGAGCAGCUGGUGCGCCGGAGCUUCUCUUGCGGCGGCAGCUCGCCGUGGUGAUGUGCGCGGCCGCCGCUGCGCCUCCUCUCAUCGCCCACCAAGGGAUGUGUUUACGCGGAAACUCUGCUAUUUCUGAGUAAGGAGCUUACCGGACCCAGAUGUGACCUUCAUCCUUUAAAUAAAGUCCAGAUGUGGAUGCACCGGUGUGAUCGGUGUCGGAAAUCACGCGCGUAUGUGAGGGAGCGUUUCUAGCAAAAAACAAAAAAAAAACGUCGCUAUUGCUAAGUUCUGUCUGGAUAGUGUAAGCAGAGGCAGGUUAGAGGGGUGGGGAGGUACUCUUACGAGGGGGUGCACAGAUCGUGGCUCCGAGAGAGACCCCCCCUCUCCGUCACAUUCAACUUGUUUCAUGCGCCUGACCGCCGCACGGACGACAACAGAUGGCGAAAAUCAGGGUCUCUUAUGAGUAUUCGGAGGCGGAGGAUAAGAGCAUCCGGCUCGGUCUGUUCCUCAUCGUUUUCGGGAUCUUGUCCCUCUUUAUCCUGGCGUUUUGCUUGCUGAGCCCCACCCUGCAGAACAUGCAGAGCAAGCCGGUGAACUGCACCGUGAUAUCCGUGCAAAAGGUGGAGGAGAUGUUCGAGUGCGUGUUCAGCUGCGGGGUGGAUUGCAAAGGCACGUCGCUCUAUCCCUGCCUGCAAGUCUUCGUCAACAACUCCGAGUCCAACUCCAGAGCCCUGCUGCAUUUCGACGAGCAGCAGUUAGUCCUGAAUCCUAAGUGCUCCUACGUUCCCAAGUGCGAGCGGGACAACCAGAAGAACAAGGAGAAGGUGCUGGUGUGGCAGGACUUCUGGAUCUACAACAUCAGCUCUCAGUCCUUCACCUGCUUCUUUAACCAGCAGCGGAGGCCAGAUGACGUGCUGUGGAAGCGUUCCCUGGACGAGAACGUGCUCCUGCACUGCGUCCUGUGGCCCCUGGUCAGCCUGCUACUGGGCACUCUCAUCGUUUUGCUCACCAUCUGUGCCCGCAGCUUGGCCGUCCGCGCCGAAGCCAUCCAAAAGCAGAAGUUCUCCUAGGGGCCAGCAGGGGGCGUCAGUAAACCUUACUCCAGGAGCAGGUGCUCUAUGUCGUGGGGCCUGAUCGAACUGGAGAUGGACAAAUGUUACAGAAGCUCCCUUAUCCUAGAGGACAAUGCAGGAGGCAGCCUCUGUGGCCAUAUUCAAUGGUGUAAGACCAUGAGCUCACUCCAAAAGCAGUCUCUCACCUCUCCCUGUUACUGCCCCCCAGACGUGACGCUUAUGUGACUGUCAGCUUGUUCGUCUAUGAUCCAUGUUUCUCCAUCUGAUAGACUCAUUGUGCUCAUUCAGCUCAAGUGAACCAUGAGUAGGGGGCUGCUGUGAGACAUGGAAUACACUCUUGAUCUUGGUGUGAUAAAUAUAUGCAACAAGUUGCACGCAGGAACCUGCAUAGAUGUAAAACAAAACAGCGUUGUUCUGUAACCACCCUGUUACGUGUGUCUUGGCAGUGUUUGGUCUCCAUGGUGAUCAGACGUUGGUUCUCUGGUCACUCUGUAUUCUGGAAGAUCUCUGAUGGUAAGAAUGUGUCCAUUGCGUAGAUAAUGUGUUCAGUUAAUGUUGGCUGUUAAGUCUCAUUUGUGUGUGUGUGUGUGUGUGUGUGUGUGUUUUUAAACCAGAAGUCCUUAAUUUUAUCAAAAGGCCACCACUUUGAAUAACUUUGCAGGUGUUUUGAGGUCCUUACUUUGGAAAGGUCGAGCACCUUGUGUAAUGUAGCGAUUUUUAAAAAUUAUAACCCACCAACCAAAGCCAUCUGCUCUUAGGCCCUGGGAGGCCCUGGCCAAUUUAAAAGGCAAUUCUUUUAAAAUAAAGUUAUUUCACAUAAUUGAGAAUAGAAUGGCAAGCAAUCUGAGACAAUAUGCAGGGGCCUGUUAACCAUAUUGGAUUAAAAUCUUCAGACUUUAAAUUCUAAUAUAAUUAUCUGUAUCUUCUUCUGUGAUUCUUGAAAGUCAGGUAAUUACAGUACUUCUGCCCUAGAGGUUAUGUUGGGGUGUCUAGGUUUCUGAAAAUGAAAUAGAAGUUUUGAAAGGACUUAUUCUGUUUCUUUGAUCGACUUUCCAGUCCUCAUACGUGCCCAGCGACCUUAAGAAAUGGUCGCGCUACAGGCUGAAUCUAUGCCGUGCCCCUUCAGUAAUGUGUCAGGUUGCUGAGUUGUCUUUGGAGCGCAUUCUGGGAGCUCAUGUCUUGGGGAGACUCCAAGCCAGGGCUGCUCGUUCUCAGAGUGCUCCUGCUCAGCCUCUAGGAGAGCGCAGUCGUCAGCUAUCCCACAAUUCACUGUGUUUAAUUAAGUGUUUUAAUCCUAGAGACAGGAAGAUUGAGAAAUUAGGAUAUUGCUGCCGCACUUGUUACGACCAGGCAACUUACCCGAUAGGUGCCCCCCCCCCCCCCCCC
This is a messenger RNA of Brienomyrus brachyistius, 3870 nucleotides long. Its product is annotated as calcium-activated potassium channel subunit beta-4-like. Gene Ontology annotation, biological process: detection of calcium ion; potassium ion transport. Gene Ontology annotation, cellular component: voltage-gated potassium channel complex; membrane. Gene Ontology annotation, molecular function: calcium-activated potassium channel activity; potassium channel regulator activity. The coding region runs from base 1849 to 2481 and encodes 210 amino acids. NCBI's taxonomy places the organism in Eukaryota, Metazoa, Chordata, Actinopteri, Osteoglossiformes, Mormyridae. The transcript has 3 exons. The record is from RefSeq and is a predicted model, not a curated record.